Messenger RNA from Biomphalaria glabrata, 3224 nucleotides. RefSeq names its product DNA polymerase iota-like. Gene Ontology annotation, biological process: translesion synthesis. The transcript has 9 exons. NCBI's taxonomy places the organism in Eukaryota, Metazoa, Mollusca, Gastropoda, Planorbidae. Bases 244 to 2592 code for a protein of 782 amino acids. Gene Ontology annotation, molecular function: damaged DNA binding; DNA-directed DNA polymerase activity. The record is from RefSeq and is a predicted model, not a curated record.
AACGCCCCCGUUGAAGACCACUGUACUAGACCAUACAGAUAUAUUAUAGAUUCAUGAUAAUAUUUAAAAUUGCGAAUUCAUAAUUGCACUUGUUCUUGUGCAUAAAAAUCCGCGAAUUCUGAUUUGGAUAGACUUAAGACAUCUUCAUGAUCUUGAUUCUAGACUAGAGAGUAGAGUAGAUCUAGACAAAUCUAGAUCUAGAAUAGAUCUAGACCUAGAAUAGGUCUAGUUCUAAAUCUAGAAAUGAGCUACACGGAGCAUGAACUUGAUUUUGAAGAUUUCAAUCAAAAUCAAACUGAUCUCGACAUUGAAGAUAAUGAAACAUGGACACAGCCUUUUGAAAUUUGCAAAAUAGCAAAAGUGGAAAGAACUCAAGAACACAAUAACUGUAUCCUCCAUUUAGAUAUUGACUGCUUUUAUGCUCAAGUAGAAAUGUUAAACAAUCCAGAGCUACGUAACAAACCCAUAGGGAUACAGCAAAAAAAUAUAAUAAUCACUACCAAUUAUUUGGCCAGGGAGUUGGGCAUUCCUAAAUCUACUUAUGUUGCUGAUGCCAUAAAGAAAUGGCCACAGUUAGUUUUGGUAAAUGGGGAAGAUCUUACUAAGUACAGACAAAAAUCUUAUGAGAUUUCUGAGUUUUUGCAAAAAUAUUCCCCAAAAGUUGAACGACUUGGUUUCGAUGAAAACUUUAUUGAUGUUACUGACUUAGUAACAUGGAGACUAAAAGACAAUAGUUAUAAACGGGAGUUUUUUGGCCAUCUGCAUAAGUCUUCUAGCUCAGAAGCCUUUUGUGAAUGUGGGUGUUACCUACGGCUACAAAUUUCAUCCCAGAUAGCCAGUGAUAUCCGGGAGGCAUUGAAUAAAGAAUUGGGAAUAACAAGCAGUGCAGGUAUAGCUCACAACAAGCUGCUAGCAAAACUGAUUGGAGCCACUCAUAAACCCAAUCAACAGACAACUAUUCUUCCACUGCAAUCCAAGGACUUCAUGUCAAGACUAAGUUCUGUGAGGUGCAUUCCAGGUGUGGGAUUGAGUAUUGGGAGUACCCUUCAGAGAUUGGGCAUCACAUCUGUGGUUGACUUGCAGAGAGCUGAUAAAAGUUUGCUGGGAAAAGAGUUCGACUCCUCAACAUCAGACUUUCUUAUCAACUGUAGUUUUGGGAGAGAUGACUCACCAGUCAUCAAGUUUGAGUUACCUCAAUCCAUGAGUGAUGAAGAUUCUUUUCAAUGUUGUAAUACAUUUGAUGAUGCAGAGCGCAGAAUCAAGGGUUUAAUACAUAGUCUAUUGUUAAGGGUUUGUGAAGAUGGAAGAGUUCCUCAAACUGUACGCUUGACUAUACGUCGCAUUUGCCAUGGAGCUCAAACUUGGGAGAAAUAUAGAAAGCGAGAAAGUAGACAAUGCCCUGUGCCUAGGUCAAUAUUUACAGGCAUUCAUAAUAAUUUGCAUUCCAUAGAUGCAGCUUGUGACCUAAUUAUGCCAAUUUUGAUAAAUCUGUUUAAAAAACUUGUGAAUAUAGCUAAACCAUUCCAUUUGACCCUGAUCAACAUUGGUUUUACUAAUUUAGUGAAAUGUACAGAAGAAAAAAGUAAAAUCAGUUCAUAUUUCUUGAAAUCCCCCAAAAAGGCUAUUAAAAAAUUAGAAGAGGAUUCAGUUCAAGUUCAGGAAAUUAAGUUUGAUAGUCAGAAAACAAAUGAUGAAUCAGUCCCGGCCAAUGAAGUUAAGCUUGAUAGUCAGAAAUUAGAACCUAGAGAUCUUGUGAAUAGUGGAAGUAGCCAAACUGAAUUGGGAAAUCAAACAUUUUUAGAUAGAAAGGUUCUUGGAUCAUUUGAAAAGAAGAUUUUCCUGGAAAUUGAAGAACCAAAAGAUGUUGCAAGUUCAUGGGCAUUACAAGAUCACAUGUCAAAUAAUGUAGGUUUUGUCCAAAAAUGUCAAUUAAAGAGCUCUCAUACCUUCUUUGAAUAUCCUGCUUCGUCAAAUGACUCUAUUUUAAAUACAACUUUACCUUGCAAAGCCCAAGUUCCUCUCUCUAAAAGAGCAUCAGAUUGUGUAAAACAUCCAGAUGCCAAGUGCAGGAAAAUUAUGAUUGAAAGAAACUGUGAUAUGCUUGACUUUGACUUGGGUGAAAAAAGGAUUCUCCACAAAAAUGACCAAACUGAAGAAGUGGAACUUGUGAAUCUUGCUAAAGCAUUGUCUGAACACAAUGAUUCAUUCAUUCAUCCAACUCAAACACAAUCAACUUCUAAAAAAAUUCCAGAAUCUAAUUCCAACUCAUUAAGUUCUAACACCAAAACAAGUUUCAACCUUUCUGGUGGGAAAACACCAGACAAGAAGCAUCAGUAUUUUUCUCCCAAAAGUUUCCAAAUCAGUACUAAAGUGCCUUCUGGUAUUGACCCAGAUGUUUUUGCAGAAUUGCCUAGAAAUAUCCAAAGUGAGAUCUUGGCACAUAUUGCUAUGGCAAGUAGUCCCAAGCCUUCCAAAACUAUGGUAAUAGGGACAGAAAAAAAAAAAAAUCAGCCCUUAAAAAAGGGUGAAAAAAUGAAAACAAAAGAGCAGGGUAGAAGCAGUAUCUUGAAAUACUUCAGUAGAAACACUUAAGACAGAACAAUGCUGGUCGACUGUAUAAAAUUAGUUUAUAAUAAAAAAUUGAUUUUGAUUUGUUUUGAACUAAUUGUUUAUUAAUUUUAUUUUAUUUUUGGUAAAAAGAAAAAAAAACAACUUUUCUUGUUUUUAAAUUUUUGUAUUUCUUUAUAAAAUGUUAAUGGUUAAAACAGUUAUAAUAUGUAGAAUAAUGCCACUCACAAAUAUAAUCAUCUUGAUAAAUGUUCUUUCCUUUUGAAAAUUUUUGACUAUGAUAACAGUCUACAUUAUGAUUACAAUCUAUUGUAAAUAAUAUAAAUAUUAGCAGUAAUACUUAGCUAGUCAACACAUUGAUGCCAAUGUACUGGCAGUGACUUUGAGCAACCUAAAAGCAUAACAUCUGACACCAUCCACACAUAGAAACUCUUUGAGCAUCACAUAUCAGAGCCCAGAUUUUGUAGAAGUUCUUUCUGUUUUACUUGUUUGUGCCAUACCAAUAUGAUGCUAUUCAAAUAAAUGUUCAGUUUCAAUUCUAGUUUAUAUUUACCACAUUGUUGUAAUUAUACUGCUUGUACAUAUCCUGUCAUCUUUAACAUAAAAUGUAACAAUAAUUGCACCAUUUCAAGAAAUUAAAUCAUUUCUAAAGCAUA